GCGCUGCGUUUAUUUAUCGGGUUGUUUUUGAGCCUCUCACGUGCUCUGUUUGGACGAGCGGGGCGUGCAGCCGCCUGGCUCUCGCGCCGGCCCCCGCCUCGUGGGAGACCGGGAUUCCAUCUUUCGUGAUGGCAUCCUUAAGGGAUCGGGGUUUGGAGACGUAACUUCUCCGCGCGCGCGCAUCGGAUUAUGCCCAGGGCUUUUCUACCCAAUGAUCCUCUUGCAACACGCCGGGCUGCCUCUGCCUAAGCGGCCCCCAUCCUCUCCUCCUAUGUCAGUGGCCGCCAGGUCUACAGGGACCUUGCAGCAUCCACCGCAGAGGCCUUUUGUGCAGGAGGCUUCCUUACCGCUGGCAGGGGAAGAAGAGUUACCAAAGGCAGGGGAGCAAGACCCUACCCUGGAGGAUCUGUGUAAGCCCCUUUACUGCAAACUCUGCAAUGUCACCUUGAACUCAGCGCAGCAAGCCCAGGCUCAUUAUCAGGGUAAAAAUCAUGGUAAGAAACUCAGAAAUUACUAUGCAGCAAACAGCUGUCCUCCUCCUGCCAGAAUGAACAAUGUGGUAGAACCUGUGGCCACGCCAGCUGUUCCAGUCCCUCCACAGAUGGGCUCCUUUAAGCCGGGAGGCCGAGUGAUCCUGGCCACAGAGAAUGAUUACUGUAAGCUCUGUGAUGCCUCCUUUAGUUCUCCAGCUGUGGCUCAGGCUCACUAUCAAGGGAAGAAUCACGCCAAGAGACUGCGGCUGGCGGAAGCUCAGAGUAACUCAUUCUCGGAAUCCUCAGAGGCCGGUCAACGGCGGGCCCGGAAAGAAGGGAAUGAAUAUAAAAUGAUGCCCAAUAGGAGAAAUAUGUAUACAGUACAGAAUAAUACAGGCCCGUACUUCAAUCGCCGCUCUCGGCAGAGAAUUCCGCGUGAUCUGGCCAUGUGCGUUACUCCAAGUGGCCAGUUUUACUGCUCGAUGUGCAAUGUUGGGGCUGGCGAAGAGGUGGAAUUCCGGCAUCAUUUAGAGAGCAAGCAGCAUAAAAGCAAGGUGUCUGAACAGCGGUACAGGAAUGAGAUGGAGAAUCUGGGCUAUGUAUAGGAUCCUUGUGUUCAGAUAGAGCAGCUCGUCCUGCCUGUUAUUUGCCUUCUGUCAACAUGCCCUGCUUUGUGGUCCUUUUGAUAUAAGUACAUUCCUCUGCUUAAUGUUAAUACGUGUAACUGCAGUGGUACCGUGAGAUGUCAACAUUGGGGAAGGACAAGAGCGUGCGCCUUAGGUCAUGAUGCUUUUUCAGGUCAGCUGUGUUGAGUUACUUAGAGCAUGUGACCUCCCUACCCCAUGAGAAAUAAAUUUUUAUCUCGACCAAGUUCUGGUCAGGUAAGAAGCCUGACCACUUAGAGCUUUAACUAUUUAAAAAUCUCAUCUUCUUUUGCAAUUUUGUGUACUGUUAAGGAUUUUAUUGAGUUCUUCAGAUCACAGUAAAAACAGGUAAGCAGAGGUUUCACUUUCCCAAGGCUCCUUUGGAACCCCACCUCAACUCAAUAUCUUGUCGGUAGGACAUACUGUUAUAAACUGCAUUAAGGUCUUUCCCAGGACAUUUUUCCUCUUAUCAUGUCUUCCCAUGAUUGAGAUGAAGGUUUUCUUAGAUUCAGACACCUCCGAUGUCCUUGUGGACUUCCAAACAGUGUAACUUCAUUUCCAGUUAUGGAUUUCACAUGUUUAAAUGCUACCUUUCCCCAUCCUCGCCACCCUGGUUGAAUUAGCUUGUCCCAUAAGGUCUUUUUCAUGCCCCAUCUAUGUUGUGGGAUUUCCAAGCCCCACAUUUGAAUAUCCAAUGAAUUUAAGAUAGAUACGAUAUUUUUUUAAAAAAAUAUUUUUCAGCUGGUUUUAGGAAAUGUAAAGAUGUGUUUAAUUUUUCAAUUUAGAGUUACUUAGUUGAUAAUAACUUGUUACUUAUAUGAUGGCCUCAGUCAUAAACUUAGAUCUCUGGGUAUUUGGUUUGGCAGACUUUGUAGAUACACUGAUCAUUAUAUUUUACUUACAUUCAUCUGUGUGUUGUUAGUUGGCUGUCCUGAAAAAUACUGUUUCAUAGAGAGGAAUUUUUAAAAAGUUGAUUCAAUUUCAUUAUCAUUUCAAGUAGGAAAAUACAUGAACUUUGAUUUUAUUCUUUCUAAUUCAGCUUCCUUGAAAAUAGUAGAAAUACAUUAUAGAUUACUUGUUAUCUGAUAAUUACAGCAGUAUUAUUAGUUUUGUAUUUUUUUUUAAAGCUCUAGUGUAUGUCUAGAUUAAGUAAUGAGUACUCUAUGAACUUUCAUUAACUGUAUUUUACCUACUUACUGUAUUUACAUGGAUAAGGCUGGUGCUCAUCCAUACUUCUUUUGAAAGGCCACAAAGAAGUUUAUGUUGAGCAGUAUUUUUGCAUUAUGGUCAAUUCAUACUUGAUUGCUUAUUAAAAAAUACCAAACUCCCGUUGUCCCUUGAGAAUUCUAUGUGCAAAGAGAUGGGGAGAAGGAAAAUUACAACAAUUCCUUUCUUUAGUACUUCUAAACAAUGUUGAAUGCUCUAGACUCAUGUUUAAAAUUCAGUUUUGUGAUUCACCUCUGGUACAGUAUCAAGUCACUCUUCUGUUGGAGUGAUGGUUUUUGAAAAGUAAAAUUAUUUAAUAAUAUUUUUCUCUCCCAGAAACAGAAGAAUAAUAUUCAGUUGAGAUUCUCUUUAGAGCAGUGACUCUUAGCAAAAUAAUCCUUUGUGCAGUAAUUUAUAAAAUACAGUUGAUGAGUUUAGGGCAAUUUAGAACUUAUUUUAUUGGUCAGUACGUUGUUCAUUUUGCUGCUAAGUAUAAUUUUUUUGUAGAUUUUAAUAUUACAGUGCUGGCCACUUGGUUCUCUGAUUAUUUAAAAAUCCCAUUUUCCCUUCUUUCUGUAUGUGUAUUUAUAUACAUAUAGACACAUGUAUAAAAUUAUAGGUAUAUGCUUUUAUGUGUUACCGCAGAGAAGAUUUCAUUGACUUCUUAUUUCAGAUAACAGUAAAAGAUUGUGGAUAAGAAUUUGCAUUUUGUAAAAGUGACAUUCAUCCACUUUCAAAUAAAAUUAAAGGAAGGGUUUUCCUCACUGUCCCCACCUAAUAAUUUCAUUAUAUAUACAAAAACCAGUGGCUUUAAGGCCUUGAUGUGUUUUCCUGGCCUUUCGUGUUCAGGUUGCCAGUCUCCCAGUGCCCUUAAUGGAUGUUAGGAAUGCAUAAACGCAUUUUCUUUGAAAGAAAAAAGAUCUCUAGUGUUAUUUCUUACUUGCUAUAUUUCUUUGCACUAAAAAAGAGCUAUGUGUUUGUUUUAUAUGAACACUUUAGAUACCAUAUUGCCUACAAUAACUUGGUUUGCUCCUUAAUUUCUAAACUCUAGGAAGUUGGUAAAUAACUUCCGUGAUCAUUUAUAGAAGUUACAUACACAUCCCCCUGAAAAGCCCCUACACAUCUCUGUGACAGUGGGCUGUGUUCUGGGCUCAAUACCUUGCAAUGGUCUGUGUUCCAUAGGUGAGACAAAGGGUGAGGCUGUCAGAAAGGAAAUGCCUGAAUAAAGACAUUUCUGCAUGGUGCAGUUUCUCAUAUCCAUGCAUCCCUCAUAGACAGUGUUUUCCCUGCCGGAAAGCUUGUUGUGACUACUGCAGUCCGUGACUUGUGAUCUCUGUUGAUUUCAUUUGUGAAGUCCAGUCUUGCUCUGUAACGUGCUUGAGACUUUGCACCCUGUGUUCCCAGGAGUCAUGUUAGUGUCUUUGAUAUGCUGUGUACAAGGACAGACUGAGGCCCAACUGACGGAACAUCUGGAGUCAAUUAAAUUAAAUAGAUUUCAAUAAUCACCUGCAAGAACUCAUGGCAUCCAAGUCUAUCUUCUCUGUGAAUAUCUUUGUGUAAGUUGUCAUUGUGAGAAGAUGACAGAAACUCUGCUAACAUAUUGAGGGCAAGAAGUUGUAAAGGAAAAAUUCCACAUCCCAAUUAAAAGAUUGGAUUGCAUAUGCCUUCGAAGUGUUGUUUUUUUCCCCCCCCAAAAAAGUGAAGCUAUAAAACUGAGUGUGCCAUGUACUCCUUUUGACUCCACAUUGAACAGAAAAUACGUUACUGGUCUUGUCUUUGUAUAUCACAUACUGCAACUUGUAAAUAUGUGCAUGUUGUUUAUUACAUUUGUCUGCCUGCCUCCUCUUGCACUGAAUUCUCUAAGUGAAUACUUUUUGUAUACCACCCAUUUUGAAAAAGUUCCUCCUCCAAUUCUUCACUCUAAUAGGGCAGGUACACGUAGAAAACCAAUUCGGUUUCUGAACUCUGAGAGUGAGUGAAGAAUCGUGACUGAGGUCAUCCUUAUGUCCCUCUGACUUGAACAGCUAAAGGCAGCAUGAGAUCUUCCACCUUAUUCUGCAGAGCUGUUCUAUGGCUGGCACACUUGCUGUAGCUACGCAGCUACACUUUGAACAGAGAUCAAAUGUAUCCUCCUCUGAAGAUAGAGUUUAAGGAUUAGCUGUGGGAUUUAUGAUUCCGAAUUGGCUGGAACAAUGAGCAACGAACAGUUUGAGGACUGUCCAGUGACCUAUGUAAAAUGAGUUUGCUCAGAUCAUGGGAGAACUGUAAUUGUCCUGCAUAAUAUUCUCCACAGAGCAGCCUAGGAAAGAUGGGUUUGGAACCUAAUCUAUUUUGUUUCUUCAGAACUUCAGCUGGAAGUACUCGGUAAAGAACUUGGUGAGACAUAUAAGGACAUUAGAGCUACUUUAGAAAUUAGACAAAUGCUUUGUUAGUAUAGGGAAAGUUUGAUGUUGAAGAGAUGUUUAAAAAUAUUCUACCUUACAAAGAUUUUUUUUUUUUUUUUUUUUUUUUUUUUUUUUUAGCACCAGCCAAAUCACUGUUAUGGAGUUUCAUACAUAAUAGUGUUUUGAAGUUGCUUUUAUUUUUGGUGGUGGAUCCCUACUAUUGGGAGUUACCGGUCUAACAAAAUGGACAAACAUCUGUGUAAAUAGCUUCCCAUAUAUUUGUUCUGAUAGCUCUUUUGACUUUUUCUUCCCAUUUUGAAUCGGAGGAUCAUUGUAAACCCCCUUUCUGGGUAGCCACCAAAACAACAACAAAAUACUGGCUUAUAGUCCCAUGUGACCCUGUUUUUGUUAAGCCCAGAAUAUGAGUGCCUUUAGCAAGUUUUAGCAUUUCACAGAGAGAAGAGAUGUUAUAAUUAUUGUCAUUAAUCACAGUUCAUUACACAGAAGCUUGGAAAGGCAAAGGUCUGUGUGAAUUCUAUGUUCUACACCUUUUUCCCCCUCUUAAUGCUGUCUCAAUUUGAUAUUGAAUAAAACUAUUAUUAGUGUUGAUCAGGAACCAUACACCAUGAAAAUGAAUUCAGCUGUCUAGACUGCCAACAGUCACAGAUUAUUUUUCACCUUUAUCUGUAUUACAUUUAUAUUUAGUGAAGGGUGGUGUGGUGGGUUGGGAAGAGCUUGACACUGACUUUAAGAACUUCAUUCCAGUGUUCUUUUUCAAACUUGUGUCUUCUGUAGAGAGAAGAGAAUUAUGUAUUACAAAUAAGUGUGGGAAGAGAUUGUCAUGCUCAGUAGGUAACAAGUAUGUCACUUUGUCUCUACGUUAAAAAAAAUCAUCUUCCCAAAUCAGGUCUGAGGACUCUUAAAGCGAAAAUUUUCCUACUUCAGAUAACUUUUAAAAUUCCAAAUUGCCGAGUACUUUGAGUCUUUAAAACAUACUACUAAAUUUAUUGUAGAAAUUUAACAUUUUAUUAUGAAAAUUUUCAAACACAUACCAAAUUUUUUUUACAAUAUACCCACCACUAGAUUCUACAAUCAAUAUUUUACUAUAUUUGUAUUACCACAUAUCUAUCCAAUCCUCUAUUCAUCCACCAUUCCAUAGUUUAUUUUAAAUAUACAUUUCAGUGUAAAUUUCAGACAAUACAUUUUCCUUAACCACUUUAGCAUAGGUGUCGUUAACUAGAUUUAAUAUUUGUUUAAAUAUCAGUAGCUUUUAAAAAGCAGCAUCUCAAUGAUAAGUUUAGGUCAUAUGUUUCUUGAACUCAUGAAAUUGAUAACCUGAGCCAGUUAACAUACAGUUUUUCUUCUGUGGACUUUCGCCUUCCAGUUUCUGUUUUUGUAUGUGUUUAGAGUGAGGGAAGACAACUUUCAAACUGAAGUUUUCUCGAGUUGGUCAUUUUAGAUGCUUAGUUGUCAUAUGUCUUAAAGUUUCAUGACAAUAAUUUCUCCCUUAUCCCUGUUGUUAUGAUGUAUGUUGCUGAACUAUGCAGCUUCUUUAAAAAAUUGUAAGUUGCUGAUUGGGGUUUAUUAAAUCAGCGUAUACCUCAUUUCAACCUGCUGCUGCUUUUCUCAUCUUACCAUGUUUCCUUCACUACUUUCACCUGUUCUACCACUAAGUAUAGAGUCAAACCCGUAGAUGGUUAGUUGUUUUAAAUAACUCUAGAUGAGCAGAUUAAGUAGUUUAGAAAGUUAAAAUCAUUCAUUUCUCUAAAGCCUUUGAGUUCCCUGACAAUGGUACUUGCCCAUGCUUCCUCCAGCCAUAAUAAGCAGGAUUGAAAAUGACUGUACUGUACAAUGAGUUGUUGAAAUUGUGAGCCUUAGUACCCAUCUUUAGCUUUAUGGAAAACUUUUUUUUUUUUUCUUUUACAUAUGCCUUUAUUAUGGCACUUUUUUUUGGUGGGUAAAGAAUUUAAGUGACUUGCUCCAGGGCAUGAAUAUGCAAUGGAUAUGUCAGAAUGGAAACGUCAAUGUUCUUGAAUCUUACACUUGUGCUAUUUUGAUAAGAUUCAAGGCUUCUAAAAUAACAUUUUCUUUGGGGCCCUUCAAGUGAAAUUAUGAAUCUUUAGUAAUUUUGACUUUUCCUUUUUAGGCAUUUCAUAUCUUUUUGAACUUAAAGAUCUUUUCAUGGCCGUAGUUCCCAUUAAGCCAAUGAAGUUGCUGAAAAUAGAACUUUACUGUUGAAUACUAAUGAAUGCAGUUUUUAUCGGAUUUAUUUUUGCAUUUCAAUGACUUUAAUGAUUCAUUCAUAAUUCUUUCCAUGUAAGUGCUUAAGUGACCCCCUCACUAGUGAAAAUAAAUGUUCUCUAUCACUGGUUAUAUGUAUAUUCUCUACAUGAUCUAUUUUUUUAAGGAAAAGUAACCCCGUAUGUCAGAAGGAAUGAUAAUAUCCUAGGGCAAAGAACAUAGAAAGUUUAUUUCUACUUUGCAAAUCUGGCAUUUACAGGAACAAAACUCUUUUAGAGGGGCUGAUUGUUGUUUGCCUUCUCUUGGUACUUGAGCUCCUUCCUGUGGUUUUGUAAAUCCGUGUGUCAUUUUAUAAGAAUUUCAUGUUGAUUCUGUGUAAAUUGGUGUUUACCUUGUGGUAUCCUCGGCUGCCCACAAUAAUUUAAUUUGGGUAUGGUGUGUCAGCUUUGAAAUGCCUUACUAGAGUAUGUCAGAUUGCUCUAACGCAUUCCUUUUAUCUGCUAGGACAAUACACAUUGCCUCUCUUGGCUGUAUGCUCUAGAUCCAGAAGCAAAAGCAACUUUGCUUUCACUGUUAAGGUUGCAUUUUAGUGCAGCUACUGUUCUAAAUUAGAGAAUAAAAUCAUGGAAAAGCAAGGGUGACAUUAAAGCCCUUCAUUUAAUGGCAUGGCAAGCUUUUAAAACAGUUUUUGCUAUUUCACUAGAACAAUGUCUCUAGUAAAGUCCAUAGCUGAAAAAAAUAAAAUAAAAUAAAAUAAAAGCCAGCCAAAAAGUUGUGAAAUUGGGGUUGCUCCCUCAAAUGAUUUCUCAGUGUCCUACAGGGGUUUAACAUGGUGUGUGCUGUUGGUGCCAAGUGCCAGUCCACGUAUUGGAAAUCUGCUUCUGUUCUGGGGCUACAGAAAUGACAAAAGUGUCAUGGGAUUAAAACCAAUCAGCUGUGAAUUGUGAAAUUGAAAUUGCUCUUUUGGUUUUAUGUUCUUCUGCACAUUGAAUUAGAAAUCAAAAAAGUUACUUAAAAUUUAUACUGCUGAUGUUGAUGGCUCGUUCUGGCUGUGUAUCCUCACCAUGUAUUGAUUUCUGAUAAAGGCUUGACGUUAUUAUAACAGGCAUUUUGUGUUCAAUUGAAUAAAACACUUUCUGAGUCUUGUCUGC
Molecule: messenger RNA, 8099 nt
Organism: Myotis davidii
Lineage: Eukaryota; Metazoa; Chordata; Mammalia; Chiroptera; Vespertilionidae
Gene: ZMAT3
Product: zinc finger, matrin-type 3
Exons: 6
Coding region: 212-1078 (288 amino acids)
Molecular function (GO): nucleic acid binding; zinc ion binding
Source: RefSeq, a predicted model, not a curated record